UCUCUCUCUCUCUCUCUCUCUCUCUCUCUCUCUCUCUCUCUUAGGAUGGUUUCUUUGUGAAAUAAAGCAUGGGUAAGUCGGCGAAUUGGUUCCGGCGACUUUUUGGCGGGAACAAGCCGGCGGGGUCCGGUGGUUCAACGGAUUCCAGACGCACGAAAGAGAGGAAGAGGUGGGGCCUCGUUAGAUCCUUCAAAGAUAAUGACCGCACGGCGAUGCCGGCCCCGUCGCCGCAGCCCUGUCAGGCUACCUCCGCCGGCGUCUACGCCGACGCAGACGACGCCAACAAACACGCGAUAGCGGUGGCGGCGGCCACGGCGGCUGUGGCGGAGGCCGCGUUGGCCGCGGCGCAGGCUGCGGCCGCCGUCGUGAGGCUCACGAGCAGCGGCGGGCGAUGCACGACCCCGGCGCACGUUAGCGGAGGCGGCCGGCGCAGGGAGGACUUGGCCGCCGUUAAGAUACAGUCGGCGUUUCGAGCUUACCUGGCAAGGAGGGCGCUAAGGGCGCUGAAGGCACUGGUGAAGCUCCAGGCAUUGGUGAGAGGCCACAUUGUGAGAAAGCAAACUGCAGACAUGCUCAGGCGAAUGCAGGCCUUGGUCCGAGUCCAGGCCCGAGCCCGUGCAAACCGAGCUCAGAUGUCCGAAUCCUCUCAUUCUACUAUAACUACCAACUCUCUUCCCCACCACACUGGUUCUCCAAUUAAAUACAUGCAGCAAUUCCAUACAAACAGCACCAAACUGGAUCGCUCCUCAAUUCUGAAGAGAUGCGGUUCAAAUUCAAACAUCAGGGAUGCCAUCAGCCAAGCUGAAGAUCAUAUGGGUCAAGAUUGGUUAGACCAGUGGAUAGAAGACUAUUCAUGGAACCACCACCGAAACACUGGUUCACUGAAAACCUGGCAUGUGGAUGAAGAGAAGAGUGACAAAAUCCUUGAAGUGGAUACUGAGAGGCCUCACUUCAAAUCCAAAGGAAGCAACAGAGCCUUCCAAUCACCACAUCAUGUUUUAGCAUCUGAUUAUAGUAAUCACAGCUAUGCGACAGUGGACUCGCCAUCAAAAUACCCAGCAAGAAUUCACAAACCGAUCCCAAGCUUGUCUUCCAGGGAAGCUUUAUCCUUAAGCUCCGCAAAAUUCCCCGAGGAAGCAGAUGAAGAAGCUUUGUACACAGCUGAGAACAGCCCACAAGUGUUUUCUGCAUCAUCUAGGCUUGGAAGUAGCAGCAGCACUCGGAGGGGCCCUUUCACACCUGGAAGGAGUGAGUGCUCAAGAAGCCUAUUUGAUGGGUACCUUGAUUACCCAAAUUACAUGGCUAAUACAGAAUCAUCUCGGGCUAAAGCCAGGUCACAAAGUGCACCAAGACAGAGGAUUGAGUUUGAGAAUCCUGGUUCAAGGAGGUCGUCGGGGCACGGAGUUUGGGAUGCAGGGACUAAUUCCCAUAGGGGCUGGGCUCUACAAGCUGAUUCUAGGAACAGAGACUACACAUUUUCGGGACGCUUGGAUAGACUUUUGAGUUCCAGUUUAAGGUGAUUCAACAGAUCUUUUUGUCAUUUGCCUUCUCACAAAUAUUGUGCGUGUGUGUGUGUGUGUGUGUGGCAGAAGGUGCUAGAAUUGUGGUUGUCCAUGGGGCAAUAGUGCUUCUUGGGCAUCCUCUGCUGAUUUUCAGACUCCCUCUCCUGAAAUGUAGCCAUGUUCUUCUUCCUCAAUUUGUAUAUAUAUGGUUUGCCUGUGAUCCCAUUCUGCUGAAAUAUACUCCAUCUUGUAUAAACUAAUGCAAGUUACAACUGUGUUAGGCUCUUUUAUUUCUCUAAUUGCACAUAUAUGUAAACACUCCAUUUGGAAACCCAUUUCAAAACA
Molecule: messenger RNA, 1847 nt
Organism: Malania oleifera
Lineage: Eukaryota; Viridiplantae; Streptophyta; Magnoliopsida; Santalales; Ximeniaceae
Product: protein IQ-DOMAIN 23-like
Exons: 4
Coding region: 69-1520 (483 amino acids)
Molecular function (GO): protein binding
Source: RefSeq, a predicted model, not a curated record